Messenger RNA from Exophiala dermatitidis NIH/UT8656, 2676 nucleotides. RefSeq lists its product as uncharacterized. The transcript is spliced from 2 exons. The record is from RefSeq and is a predicted model, not a curated record. Bases 1 to 2676 code for a protein of 891 amino acids. Gene Ontology annotation, molecular function: serine-type peptidase activity. NCBI's taxonomy places the organism in Eukaryota, Fungi, Ascomycota, Eurotiomycetes, Chaetothyriales, Herpotrichiellaceae. Gene Ontology annotation, biological process: proteolysis.
AUGAGACUGCUUUACUGCCACGAGCUUUUCCUUUGUGUAACCCUCCAUAUUGCUUAUGUAUGCACUGCGGUAUCCCAAGGCGUUCUCGAUGCCGACGAGGUCCUCUCCCACGCUCCGAUAACGUUUCUUAGCAGUUGGGAUGUACUUGGGCCGUUCAGACUGGGCACUCGAGAGGCUGUUUGGGGCGCCGACCCUGUCGAAUUCUAUGGAGGGAUCCAGUCACUCAGUUCCAGCGAUAAAGCUCUUUAUCGCAGCCCUCUUACCGCAGGGGCAACUGUCCGAUGGAGCAACCGAACGUUCGCUACCGUAGCUUCGGAUGCGGGAACUUCUGUCGAGGUGGCCGUUGACUUUCCAGACGUUGAUUGGCAGUUUUUUCAGAGAAUCUAUGGCUGGUCUUCUCUUCAAUUUCAGGGCUGGGUGAAGGGCGCCAUUUGGAAUGCCGAUACCGCUUUCCGGCGUGUGGUGUUACAGCCAAAAAAUGUUCUCGAACUUUGGAUUAAUGAUGAUCACGUAUUUGGCGGAGACUUUUAUGGCUUUCAAAGGGCACCAGUUGUCGUGGAUCUUCGACCUGGCUCCAACGAUAUCAGUAUUCGUCUCACAGGCGAUAUUCGUUCGAUGGGCGGUAUAUCUCCCCCUGUUUUCCGGGCGACUUUGAGUACCCAUGUGGUAUCGGCUCCCUUGGGGAUACUAAACCACAGCUUGGUGAUACCUGACGUGGUUUCAGGUAGAUUUUGCACUCACGUUGGGAGCAUAACCGUAAGUAAUCAUGCCAAUUCCUGGGUUGAAGUCCGCCAUGUCACUGCAACCGUACCUGGAAAGAGUGUGGACGUGCUGGAAGAGUCGAUACGCAUCGCUCCAGGUCAAUCACGUCCGUUGCAGAUGAACCUCACGUCCUUGGACAGCUUGGGAGAAGCCCUCGAGCUCAAGGUCCUCUACACUGUGCGCCCUGCGGCACAUCAUCAGAUAACUUUCCACAUCCCAUUGACUCACGUCAGCAAUACCUCCACGCAAAAGAUCACAUUUUUGCAUCCUAGUGGCGCUGUGUCUUAUGCGACACUAAGACCACCACCGACUAUGUCUGAACAAGUAUGCAACAAGUCUUACCCUGUGCUUUUAAACCUCCAUGGUGCAGGUGUCGACACGGACGGUCCGCUCUCUCGCCAUAUGUUUGAUGCUGCCCAUGACCUUCCUGUAUGGAUAUUGUCACCAUCGGGAAUGAGUCCCUGGAGCGGGGAUGACUGGCAUACCUGGGGAUUUGCUGAUAUUGAAGCUGCGCUGUUAGCAAUUCCACAAUGGAUGGAGCAUGUUUCGUGGCGCGGUGCUGGCUUCACAUCUGGGCAGAUGCUGAUCGCUGGUCAUUCCAACGGUGGACAAGGGACUUGGUUCUUUGCUUCUCACCAGCCGGAUCGGGUUCUUGGUGCUGCUGUGGCCUCGGGAUAUUCUUCCAUUGAGAAUUAUGUUCCGUACAUGCUGUGGACGGAAGCAGACCCUCUCCAAGCCAGGAUCCUUGAAACCUCGAGGAAUAGUUUCCGACAUGAGUUACUGGCAGAGAACUUGGCAGGGAUUCCUAUCUUCCAGCAGCAUGGCUCCGAGGAUGACAAUGUUCCCGCCUACCACUCCCGCCUCAUGAACACCUUACUUGCACAAGCCGGUCAAGUCGUCAAUUACACAGAACUACAAGGCCGGGGACACUGGUUCACGGGAGUCAUGACCACUGAGCCAAUGAUGCAAUUUUACCUUGACUGCCUCAAUGGCUCUAAUUUCCGUGCCACUGCCCCUGCCGAAUUUGCCUUCGUUGCGCCGAACUCACAUGAUUUAGGCUCGAAAUAUGGGAUUUUAAUCGACCAACUGAUGACCCCAGAUAAAUUGGGCAAGAUAACAGUCACCACCAAUGUGAACGACUCCAGUAACCGCUGGCACAUCCAGACCGAGAAUGUCCGCCGGUUGCAUGUUGACUUCAAUGGCCGAAUUUCCAAUCCGCCUGAUGAGAUCCUACUCGACAAUAUGCCUUAUCUCUUUCGUACCGACGUGGUGACGGAGGAUGUUUCAUUCGUGAAGUCCGAGUCGAAUGUAUGGAGCAAGUUGGCCGAUCAGGGUUGGAGGAAUAUAGAACAAAGAUGUGGACGCCAAAGAGGGUUCCUUGACUCAAUUCUCCGGACCGCAGGGGUCGUUGAGAUUAUCUAUUGUUCCAACGAUGCUCUUCCACUUGCAAUUCAGAUAAGCCGGAACUUUCUGCAAUACUAUGGGGCUGACUCGAACAUCCUCCCCUGCCCCAAAUACAAGGAAGCUUUGAAGCGAGAAGGCAAUAUCAUCGUGGUCGGCUCGGGGCACACCACUCCCCCUGCACAUCUCGCUUCCUUUCCCGUGCAGCUUGGGCAGAGCAGCCUUUCGUUGAGGUUGAGAACUGGAGGAACGGCACGAAUCCCUCUCACGCCUGGAAUGGGCGGAGUCUGGCUCCGACCGCUUCCUGACGAAAGACUAGAACUCAUCGUUUGGGGCCAUGACGGAGUUGGAACGAGGCAAGCUGCAAGGCUGGUCCCCACGCUUACUGGUGCAGGUCAGCCUGAUUUCGUCAUCUUGAAGAAUGAAGCACGAUGGAAGGGGAGCUCGGGGACUGCGGCGCUGGGGUUCUUCGACUAUAAAUGGUCGAUUUCGUCUGCCUCAUUUCUUCCAUAG